This is a messenger RNA of Colletotrichum karsti, 2202 nucleotides long. Its product is annotated as zinc finger protein. The transcript is spliced from 5 exons. Bases 1 to 2202 code for a protein of 733 amino acids. Gene Ontology annotation, biological process: regulation of transcription by RNA polymerase II; DNA-templated transcription. Gene Ontology annotation, cellular component: chromatin. Lineage: Eukaryota; Fungi; Ascomycota; Sordariomycetes; Glomerellales; Glomerellaceae. The record is from RefSeq and is a predicted model, not a curated record. Gene Ontology annotation, molecular function: RNA polymerase II cis-regulatory region sequence-specific DNA binding; zinc ion binding; DNA-binding transcription factor activity, RNA polymerase II-specific.
AUGUCCACUAGUGACCUCGUGACACGGCAUGAGAGAACCCUCCACGCAGACCAGUGGCAGUCACUGAAUCAUGACACCCCGGCCAUCCCGGCGUUUGGAGAAAGAGAUGGACACGAGUUGAUGGAUAGUUUGCUACCCGAUACCAUCGAAUCCGUCGGCUCUCACAAAGACGCGCUGCUUGGUCUAUCAACAGCUCCCGCAGACAUUAUCCCCGGCAACUCAGCGCCACUAUUGGAAUUCAAGACGACUACCACAGAUGCUACGGAAGCACCACUCGAUCAAAGCGUUUUUGACACAUCCGAUGUCAAUAUUGAUUCAUUUAAUGACCUCUCUCCUAGUUUCUUCGACCCGUUUCUGGGCGAUGUGUUUGAUCAUUUUGCCCUGCCUACUCUGGAGUGUGCGCCCGAUACCACAGUAAGCCCGCAAGACUGUGCUGGUUUAGGCCAAACCACGGUAAAUGAUGAGGAGGUUGCGUGCCUCCAGCCUUUGACCUCGGCGGCAGAAGACUGCAUGCUAUCAGAUACGCCAGAGAAAGAACAAUACUGUCGGCCACGAAUAACGAGAUCGCGAAUGAUGGAAAAGCAAAGCAUCAUCUUCACGGAGAAAAUGAGGGCCCAUUGCAUCAAAGAUAUGACGUUGCAUCUCACACCCGAGCGACUCGGAGACUUCAAAAUGCCCGACACAAGCUGUCUGCAGAAAUGCCUAAACUCCUACAUCGAGUCCUUCCACGUCCACUUCCCGUUCUUACACCUUGCGACCCUCGACCUCGAAACGGCCCCGAGCCCCCUGACGCUGAGCAUCUGCGCCGUGGGCGCGCUCCACAGGCUCGACAGGAAGCUCGCGGCGUCGCUAUACCUAAUCGCGGAGCGGGUCUUAGGCAUCAUGGAGCUCGACGGCCUGCAAAACUGCCCGGCAUUGCUGCAGGACUGGUCUAGACCCCGAGACAUGCCGCCGUCGGGAUCAGCGCCGCUCACCGUGGCUCAAGCUCGCCUUAUACUUGUCUUCUUUGCCGCUUUCUCCGGCGAGCCGCAGUUGAUACGACAGGCCCUCAUUGAUUGCGGCUUCCUCUCCGCUGAUUUUCGGGCGAGAAUGUCACUCAUGAGACCCGGGUCGACAACCAUCGACCUGUAUAAAUGGGAAACCUGGGCUGAACAUGAGUCGACAAAGCGCUUGAUGUGCAGCAGCAUGAUGCUCGGCAAUUUACUGGUAAUCACCUACGGAAUAGCCCCAGGCUUCUCGAUCCUCGAAGAGACAAAUAUUGAAAUGCCCGUCGAAGACGCCCUGUGGGAAGCAAAGACCGCUUCACAAUGGGAACUCCUCGCGGCGGACAGACCGCGCUCUUCCUCCUUAGAUCUCCGUGAGGCCACCUCAGCCAUGUUCGGCGCGCAACCGCUCGACCGCAAACCAGACGUAUGCUGGCAAUGGUCCCCGUUCGCUGCAUCCGUAGUGCUGCACAGCGUCGCUAUCGCGGUGUGGUAUCUCACACAAGGCCAGCAAGCAUGCCGUGGCGGCUCAACGGUCCGCGACUCCUGGGAAAGCCAAGAUGCGGACCAGAUCGCCGCGGCCCUCUCCAGAUGCAGAGACCUGCUCGCCGAGGCCCAGGCCGGCGCCGACGGGACCUGGAACGAGGCCGAGAGCCCGCUGCUGUUCAACGCGUUCGCGAUCCUGCGCGUGUCCUACGGGAGGGCGUUCAUCAAGUUUCACUCCCUGGACCGCUCGCUCCUGUUCAAGGAGAGCAGCCAGGUCAUCCUGCCCAUCUUGAGGCGGUACUUUGAGGCCGUUCAGGACCGGGAUCCCUUCAUGACAAUGGCGGUCGGCUGUGCUCUGGAGGGGUUUGCCAUUCCGAUACGAGCUGGGAUUCUGCUGAUGCGCAAGACAGCUGCUUUCAAGUGGAGCGUGGAACACGCGCUGGCGAGCUGGGACGCUGGCCUCCUUGUCACGAAAUGGGUGUACGCUGUUGAAUGCUUGCGCCGCGCGAACAAGCCCAUCACGCCGGAAGAGAGGCAGGUGUUGGAUAGCGUCACCCGGCUUUUAGACGAGGUCGAUACCCGUGGAUGUCAACGAUUGUCGCUCGCCGCGGAGCUGGCUCGCAUGUGGGCUAGUGUAUAUGAUGACACGUGGGUUUGGGGAGUUGCUCCACGGAUCGGCUGGGUUCUCCGGGAACUCGCUAACAUGUAUGAGACGGGCAUCAUAGGCGUCUGA